AUGACCGCCCCCCAAUCUCCCACCUCUCCCAAGAGGAGUCGUGGAUUCAGCGUGAAAUCUGACAAGUCGGACAAAUCGGGAUCAACAAGUCACAGACGUGGACCCUCGGAAUCAUCAGAAGAGAAAGCUCGUCGCAAUCUACACACCAAAGCAGAUCCUCUCGUCGCCAUGAACGAACUUCAGCCUAUGGCGGUCGCGCUGGAAAAGUCCAAUUUGGGUUCGCUGCGUGAGAUUGAAUUCAAGGAUCAAUACGGGAAUGUCAUCACCGAUCCCGACCUGUCAAAUCCCAGUCGACCCCGUUUGGAGCGCCCCUUGGAUACAAUUCGAUCGUUUGAGGCAGCCAUCUAUGGCACCUACAGUAAUAACCGUGCGUCGUACGCCAGGACAGACGAUGCCGCAUCACAGAUGGGCGACUUCAGCCGACGAACAAGCUACUAUGGAGGUCAAAACAGCGGCCCUUCCCAGAGAAACUACGAACAAAGCAGCCACUACGGCCAACCCCAAUCGCGACCAGAUAGUAUCGUGAAUGCGUACCAAAACACACCUCUCUCACCCGAGAACUCCAACCCUUACAAUCAGACCGGAUAUAACCCGGGCGGAUAUAGCCAAAAUAGCAGAAGACGCCCAUCCCAUCAUCCACGCGGGUCACCCUCGGCCCCCAUGACCCCCGCCGAGGGCUACCCAAACAUGGCCAAUUCACAAUAUGGCUACCAACGGUCUCGCGAUAACGUGGCUGCCAUGUCAAACACUGGUUCUGGCUACACAAACCCCUACGGCCAGUCCGCAGACCCCAGCUCGAUGAACAGCUCCAACGACCAAUUGCAGCAGCAGGCCCUGCAGCAACAACGUCUCGAUGAGCGUUCUCAAGCUGAGUAUGGCUUCAAUGCACCCAGGACUCCUCAGCCCGUCGGUGACUCGAGCUGGGGUGGACCUGUUGGAGGUCCUCCAACUUCUACGGGCGCUGGACCUGCACAACCGCCUGCGCGCAAGACUGUGCAUCAACCUCCGGCCAGCAAAGAGAAAGAGGAUAAGAGGAAGAGCUGGUUCAAACGCCGGUUCAGCAAAGAUUAA
Molecule: messenger RNA, 1071 nt
Organism: Penicillium concentricum
Lineage: Eukaryota; Fungi; Ascomycota; Eurotiomycetes; Eurotiales; Aspergillaceae
Product: DUF2406 domain-containing protein
Exons: 5
Coding region: 1-1071 (356 amino acids)
Source: RefSeq, a predicted model, not a curated record